Molecule: messenger RNA, 258 nt
Organism: Henningerozyma blattae CBS 6284
Lineage: Eukaryota; Fungi; Ascomycota; Saccharomycetes; Saccharomycetales; Saccharomycetaceae
Exons: 2
Coding region: 1-258 (85 amino acids)
Molecular function (GO): RNA endonuclease activity
Source: RefSeq, a predicted model, not a curated record
AUGAAACCCGUCGUAUCAACUGGAAAUGCUUGGUUCUGCACUGUACUAUCUGCUUUUGGUGUAGUGAUUUUGUCUGUUAUUGGUCAUCUUUUCAGCAUAAGUCAUGAAUCUAUGGUUGGUUCUAUUAAUGAUCCAGAGGAUGGUCCAGCAGUGGCACAUACAGUUUAUCUUGCUGCCUUGGUUUAUUUAAUGUUUUUCAUUUUCUGUGGGUUCCAAGUUUAUUUAACCAGAAGAAAGCCUUCUAUUGAAUUGCGUUAG